AUGCUGUGCGCAAUCUCUGGCGAAGCGCCUCAAUCGCCCGUCGCCUCGCGCAAGAGCGGAAACGUCUUCGAACGCCGCCUCAUCGAAGCACACAUCGCCGAACACCACACCGAUCCCGUCACAGGCGAGGACCUCUCCGUCGAAGACCUCAUCGAGCUCAAGUCGCCGCGCAUAGUGACCCCCCGACCGCCAAACCUCACCUCGAUACCCUCUUUGCUGAGCGCGUUUCAAAAUGAGUGGGAUGCGAUUGUGCUUGAGACGUUUACGUUGAAGCAACAGCUUGCGCAAACGAGGCAGGAGCUCAGUACCGCGCUGUACCAGAACGAUGCUGCGACGCGUGUGAUUGCGCGGUUGACGCGCGAAAGAGACGAGGCGAGGGAGGCGCUGUCGAAUGUCACUAUUAGUGGUGGAGGCGCUGCCAAUGGGGAUGCGAUGCAGGUAGACAACCAGGCUUUGCCGGCGGACCUGGUAACCAAGGUGGAUGAGACCCAACAAGAACUGUUCAAGACUCGCCGCAAGCGACCUGUUCCCGACGGCUGGGCAACCGGAGACGAUGUGUCUGCCUUCGAUGUCACGACUUCGAGCGAACCUCUAUACCCAGGCAGCUCAGCCGUAUCCAUCGACGAGUCCGGCGACCUAGCGCUAUUUGGAGGAGCAGAUGGUGUUGCUGGUGUAUACUCGUUAUCGCAGCAAAAGUUGGUACAAACAUUGAAGGCCGGAUCGCCAGUCACGACCACCACAUGGUGGGGUGCGAAAGCCGUGGUUGGUACUUCCGCUGGCACAAUCAAGAUAUUCGAAAAUGGAAAUGAGAUCGCCCAGCUUGGUUCUCAUGCCGGAGCAGUCAGUUCAGUGUCUCUCCACCCCAGUGGCGCGAUCUUGGCUACCGCCGGUGUCGACAAGCGCUUCAUUUUCCACGAUCUGUCGACUUUCAAGCCUGUUUCGGAAGUAUACACCGAGGCCGAAAUUACUGUUAGCGACUUCCACGUGGACGGUCUUCUCUUCUUCACCGGCGGCGCGGACGGCAACAUUCGCAUUUACGAUGUUAAGAAUGGAUCACCUAUGGCCGUAAUGGAGGCGGGUGGCCCAGUCAGUGCGCUUUCGUUCUCAGAGAACGGAACUUGGUUCGCCGUGGCGGUCAAGGGCUCGAACAGUGCUUCCGUUUGGGACAUCCGGAAGCAGUCGCCCAUCAAGAUGAUUGACGUCGGAAGCCCGAUCGACAGUGUCCGCUUCGACUACACGGGUCAGUUCUUGGCGACAGCUGGAUCAGGAAGCGUGUCUGUGCAACAAUACACAAAAUCUUCGAAGAGUUGGUCAGAGCCAGUGCGGAAAGCGGUGCAGGCGAGGGACAUUGCAUGGGGAGCAAGCGCCACCUCGCUUAUUGCUCUUACUCCGGAGGGCGGUUUGAGUGUUUUGAGCGCAUCAUGA
Messenger RNA from Didymosphaeria variabile, 1425 nucleotides. RefSeq lists its product as uncharacterized. Gene Ontology annotation, molecular function: ubiquitin protein ligase activity; protein binding. Lineage: Eukaryota; Fungi; Ascomycota; Dothideomycetes; Pleosporales; Didymosphaeriaceae. The coding region runs from base 1 to 1425 and encodes 474 amino acids. Gene Ontology annotation, biological process: DNA repair; protein ubiquitination; mRNA splicing, via spliceosome. Gene Ontology annotation, cellular component: cytoplasm; U2-type catalytic step 1 spliceosome; Prp19 complex. The record is from RefSeq and is a predicted model, not a curated record. The transcript has 2 exons.